AGUCACUGCUCUCUCUAAGGAAUAGUUAUAUUUUGCUCUUGAAAAUUAUACUGAGCAAAUUGCUAGCAUAACACAAUACACAUAACUGGAAGGGGCCAGAAGAGCUUGCAGGAGGUAUAGGGAAUGGCCAGCCCCAGGAGAUAUUUUUUAAACCCUGCCACUUAGUGCAUUCUAGUCCAUUCCAGAAGUAUAAAUAUUAUUUGUGUAUUACAGUAGUGCUGAUAGGUCCCAGCUGAGAUAAGGGCUCCUUGGUGGUGAAUGUACAUGAGAAAGAGACAGUUCCGGUCUCAAAGAGCUUACACUAAACAAAGAGUGGGAGGGGAAACUGAGGCACAAAGCAGCAAAGUGACUUGCACAAGGUCACACAGUACCUCAGUUGUAGAACCCAGCUCUUCUGAGUCCCACUCCAAUACACUGAACAAAUGUUUUAGAAAACAUUUUUAAGAGCCCCCAAGAUGUCAUCUCUGAUGGGGCUGAUUUAACAAUGUCCAGGGAGAGGCAGGGAAAUCACCUCAGUGUUCCCUGAUGGUUGAAUUUGAAUAAGGGAUUCCAGGGAGCCCUCUUCACCACCUCACUAUCUGGUGGAAUAAAAUGUUGUCUUUUGUGUCGCUGCUGCUGCUGCUCUUCCCUCCUUCUCCUGUUAUCUCUGGUCUCCCCUUUUCUCUCUCUUCUUUUCCAUUUACUGCUUCCAGCUUUGCAACUUUACAUCUAAAUUCUGGUUUCUUUUUCCCUCCUGGGGCUGAUGAAGAUGGGUGUGAAUUUCCCAUCAUUAACAUUCUUCCCUUCUUUCUAGCUGAACGAGUUAGUGGUGGGGGACACCAACGGGAAACUCUGCGUGUACAAGAAUGACGAUAGCAAGCCCUGGACUGUGCGCUCCUGCCAAGGAAUGCUCACCUGCGUUGGUGUUGGGGACGUGUGCAACAGAGGAAAGGUGAGGGAGCCACCAACAGGCCUGAUGAGGUCUCCUCUCUCCUCUCAGAAUCUGGUUGUUGCCGUGAGUGCCGAGGGCUGGUUUCAUCUCUUUGAUCUGACUCCUCCACCCUCAAAGCAUCCAGAUGCCUUUGGCCACCACGAACCCCCACUGGCAGAUGAGCAGAAGCUGGUGUUCAAGCAGCACAUUCCCGCCAACACCAAAGUCAUGCUGAUCAACGACAUUGAUGGAGAUGGGAAGUUCGAGCUGGUGGUGGGUUACACGGACCGUGUGGUACGAGCCUUCCGCUGGGAGGACCUGUCUGAGAGCUCCGACCACAUCUCUGGCCAGCUGGUGCUGCUGAAGAAGUGGCUGCUGGAGGGGCAGGUGGACAGCCUCUCUGUGAACCCGGGCCCUGAUGGUGUCCCCGAGAUGAUGGUGUCCCAGCCGGGCUGUGGCUAUGCUAUCCUGCUCUGCACCUGGAAGCCGGACCAGCAGCCCCUGCCAGAGGGAGGAGACAGCUCUGCAACCAGCAGGGAAGCCCCCGUUCGGGACGUUAUCCUUCACCAGACAUCUGGCAGGAUUCAUAACAAGAACGUUUCCACUCAUCUAAUUGGCAGCAUUGGCCGAGGCUGCACUAAAGUAGAUGCUGGCUCGGGUCUCUUUGCCCUCUGCACUCUGGACGGAACAUUGAAGCUCAUGGAGGGGGCGGAUAAGCUGCUAUGGUCCGUGCAGGUUGAUCACCAGCUCUUUGCUCUGGAAAAACUGGAUGUUACUGGCAAUGGGCAUGAAGAGGUGAUUGCCUGCGCCUGGGAUGGCCAGACAUACAUCAUCGACCACAAUCGAACUGUGGCCAGAUUUCAAGUGGAUGAGAACGUCAGCGCAUUCUGUGCUGGCCUCUAUGCAUGCAAAGGAGGCCACAACAGCCCCUGCCUGGUUUACGUCAGUUUCAACCAGAAGAUCUACAUCUACUGGGAUGUGCAGCUGGAGAGAAUGGAAUCCACCAACCUACUGAAGAUACUGGAGACCAAUCCAGAAUACAGGGACCUUCUGCAGCAGCUGGGCGUGGAUGGAGAUGAUGUCUCGGCUGUCAAAGAUCUGAUUCACAAGACCCUGUACUUCCCAGAAAAGCAGCCACAGAACAGUCCUUGCCAGCAUCGGGGCCCUGCUGGAGCAGACUCCUCCAGUCACCCCACCGUUGCCCAAGACUCGUGGAACUUUCCCACAGGAAGAGCAAGCCCUCUCCAGUUGCUACUUCUGUCACUCAGGCCAGGAGAGAGUCAAGCAUUGAUAUGGGGAGCUAAGCUUUGGGACAGCAAGGGCAUCUGUUCUGAGAGCAGAGAACAUGCUCUUCUGUCUCCUCCAUCACUGAGGAGAGUUGGGAAUGAAGAGGAGACAGGACAAGAAAUGCAGCAUGAGAGAGAAGAGCGGAGUGGAGAGAUGCUAGAUGAGCCCAGGUGGAGGACAGACUGCCAAGCAAUGACAUUUACAGACUGUCAGGAAAGAGCUGCUGAGCCGGAGGGGACCCACGAUGCCUUUGAAGCAGGAGGAAGAGAAGAGCGACUAAUAAGGGCACAAAGAGAGGCCACUUCCUUGGCAGGGACUCCAGAGAGUAAUGGAGAGCCAGUUGGAGGAACCUGUGAACAAAGCUAUAAGAGAGUGGCUAAGGGGAGAGAUGGAAUGAGCAGAGAGAGACAGCAACUAAGACAAGGUGGAGAAUGGAGCAAAGAGGAAAAUGCCCAGGAGAGGAAUUAGAAAGGAGAACAUAGCUGGAGAGAAGCAUUGUCUGGGGUGUCUAUCAUGUUUGCUUUCAACAAACAGAUG
Gopherus flavomarginatus (Mexican gopher tortoise) is the source of this 2734-nucleotide messenger RNA. It is a transcript of the gene ITFG2, whose product is annotated as integrin alpha FG-GAP repeat containing 2. Lineage: Eukaryota; Metazoa; Chordata; Testudines; Testudinidae. Bases 887 to 2665 code for a protein of 592 amino acids. Gene Ontology annotation, biological process: regulation of TOR signaling. The transcript is spliced from 14 exons. Gene Ontology annotation, molecular function: protein binding. Gene Ontology annotation, cellular component: KICSTOR complex. The record is from RefSeq and is a predicted model, not a curated record.